Molecule: messenger RNA, 4088 nt
Organism: Gasterosteus aculeatus aculeatus (three-spined stickleback)
Lineage: Eukaryota; Metazoa; Chordata; Actinopteri; Perciformes; Gasterosteidae
Product: leukotriene B4 receptor 1
Biological process (GO): inflammatory response; positive regulation of cytosolic calcium ion concentration; complement receptor mediated signaling pathway
Cellular component (GO): plasma membrane
Molecular function (GO): leukotriene receptor activity; complement receptor activity
Source: RefSeq, a predicted model, not a curated record
GACCAGCCACUGCUGCUGAUCCGUCCUGCCCUUUCUUGAGUGAGGUGUCCAGUCCGUCUCGUUCGUCUCCUCGUUUGCACCCCGCCUGCUCGUCCGCCGUCCUCUCGCUUGAUUUCACUGUGGCGUCUCCUUCCAGGCCGUGCUUAGUGUCCUUUAUAGCAGCUGUGUUAAUUGGAGAGGGGAGGUCCUUUCAUUGUGUAAUGCGGUUGGCCAGGGCUCUCUGUAAUUGAUUAGUCCCUCCGGGUGCAUGUAGUUUACUGAAAGAUGGGUUAAUACGUAAAAAUGUAAUAAAAAAAAACAUGCUAAAAUGCAAAACCAAACCAUGCUAAAAUAUAACAAACCAAUAAUUUACAGAAACCACAAUGUCCCCCUGGUGACACACUCUGCCUCUCGAACUGUAAUGAAAUGAAUAAAUGGCCUCACACAGGACUUGUGUGUGUGUGUGUGUGUGUUGUGCGCCGGUCUCUGUUAUUCCCUAGUUGGGUGGAGUUGGAGAUAAUCAGCAGAUUGAGAGACAUUUUAGUCUUGGAAUAUCAUUCAGUUUAAAAUCACCCUCUCGUUUUGUGUUUGAAAUACCACUAAAUCCCCUUUGUAUUGUUCCACACGGUAACAAGACAGUUUAACGGCACACAGGUAUUGCCUAUUCAUGACAUCCAUGCGUCUUGCUGUGAAUUCAACUGACUGUGGCUUCAAUAACAUCUUGUCAUGAACGCAUGCAUGUUACAACAUGCAAUGACACAAUUAGAAAGCGACACGGUGAGAACAGAAGUGCGUUUUGCAGCGAUCGGCUUGGCGAGGUGCCACCAGGGGAAAAAACGGACUCACCCUUUGAGCUGACUCCCCACAGGAGGAAUUCCUGUGAGGAUUUUGACAGGCUGCCAGGGCAGCCGGUGGGACACACCUUUCCCUCUCACUUCUCUACGUGUCAGAGCAAGCAUGACAAAUCAAUCACAGAGACUUCAGAAAGACACAGAGGGAGAGAGAGAGAGAGAGAGAGAGAGAGAGAGAGAGAGAGAGAGAGAGAGGUUUUGGGGGGAACACGGGCAGAGACGGGUUUAAAAGAAAAAGGAAGACCACUCAUUUCGCUGCUCUUGGUGUCUUCUGUCUCCUGUCGGGAUUUACAGUUGAUGACUUGAGGAAUUAAGAAGCACUGUUACAACCUGUUACCGCCACUCUCCCACGUUUUCUUCAGAAAUACGCAGCUCUGUCUUGUCAAACGGAGGCUCGUGCCAAAUAAAACAUGGUGUAGGAAGUAACAAACAUGUACUCGACUGUCUUCCCGACCAAUUCCACCAAUUCAACAAGCGAGAGCGUCGUGAACCGCGGAAGCGGCACUUUGGGCGCCCUCAUCCUGAGCCUCGCCUUCCUCCUGGGCUUCCCGGGCAACAUCUUCAUCAUCUGGAGCGUCCUGGCGCGCGCCCGGAGGCGUUCCGUCACCACCCUCCUCAUCCUCCACCUGGCCAUCGCCGACGGCUCCCUGAUGGCCAUCACGCCGUUCUUCAUCGUCUACCUGGUUCUGAGGAACUGGUUGUUUGGGAACGUGAUGUGCAAGCUCCUCUUCUACCUCUGUCUUCUCAACAUGUACGCCUCCAUCCAGCUCAUCAUGCUGAUGAGCAUCUACCGGCUGGUGGCGGUGGUGUGGCCGCAGCGCGUCAGCAUCAUCACCAGCCGCAAGACCGUGCUGCGGGUGCUGGCGGUGCUGUGGGUGCUGAUGAUGGUCGCCUCGAUCCCCGUUAUGAUGUUCAGAAUCGUGAAGAUGGAGGGGACCGCAGAGGUGUGCGAACUCGACCACGACAUGACCAACAACCUGAUCCUCCAGUACGUGCUGGAGCUCGUGUUGGGUUUUUUAAUUCCAUACGGGGUGAUCAUAGCCAGCUACAUCUGCAUCUUACGGAAGAUCCGACAGACCAAGUUCCGCCGCCGCAUUCGUAGCGAGAAGCUCAUCCUGGCGAUCGUGUUGACCUUCUGCCUCUUUUGGUUGCCCUACCACGUCAUCAACAUGGUGCAAGUCACAUGGGCUCUCUGCCCAAAGGGUGCGGUGAAAGACGUGCUGAAUUCAAUAUGGCACAAGAGUCGAGCCGUCACCUCCUCCAUGGCCUUCAUCAGCAGCUGUGCCAAUCCGGUGCUCUACUUUUUCGCCGGAAAGUCGUACAUCCGGCGAGAAGGGCUGGCGUUCAUGGCCCGCUUGUUCGAGGGCGCUGGGAUGGACUCGGCCACGAGGAAGAGCCGGCAGAACAGCCAGAACAGCCGCGACAAAGACGCGGACGCCGUUGUGCUAAAGGAGAAAGAUGGAGACUCUGCCACCAACUCAAACUCUAAUUCCAAACCAGUGAACAAUGGCAAGUAGAGGGCACGAGGUUCUGCAGGCUCGGAGCUAAUGUUGUUCCACCAGGAGGUGAAACGAUGCCACUGAGGUCUUCAGAUUGGACUCCGGUUACAUCUUGUUCAACGUGCACAGCGGUUUCCUGCCAAUCAAGACAACAUAGGCGGGAGGUCACCGGACGUACUGAUCCUGGACCAGCUGGCAGCCUGAGGCACCCUGAGAUGGCUUCAGACACGACUGUUUAUAUGAUGAGAUUUGAGCCUCGCUUCGCUCUGGACUAUUUUUUACUGCGGACAUGAGGAGUAUUAUUCAGGAACCAGGUAGUUCCUUAUGAAUAUUUUUUACCAACAUCUUUUUAUGCCAUUUUGUCAAUGCAAUGUAUUAUUUGAAAAUUGAAAAGGGGAAAAUGCGAAACCUCUGGGACAAUCUCAAAUUGAGAGCUUGGGUUUGGUGGAAGCGCUUGACUUUUGCACUGAUAUGUUUGCUUUGCUUACCUCUGUUGCUCUGUUGUAAAGCUGCAUGAAUCACAUGCAUGUCUUGUCAGACAUGGAAAGUGGAUCAAGCUGUAAAAAAGGACACACCAUGGCCUCAUAAAGUGGACAUGGCGAACGUGUUGGUGACAAACUGCCUUCAUUUGUCACAUUUCUGGCCAGCUGAUGAGUGCAUGUCCUGGGACAAUGAGAGUGUAAGGGAAUCAGAACUAUGAGCUGAAGGAACACAAAUGUAGAGCUGAUGGGAAGUGCACAGCUGGGUGACUCCUUUGCACGAUACAUUUCAUUUUUUGUUGAUGUUGCAAAAGAUAAGAGAUAGGAUUCAACACCCGUGUAUCAACAACAGGAACGUGCACAGACAUUCUGGGGAGCAGGUGCUCAAACCAAACCAAAACAAAAAUUUAAAAAUAAUUAUAAUUCUACAAAAAACACAGGAUAUUUUCAACUUACAUAUUUAUUUUGUUAACAAAUUAACUCAAAUUGAAUAAAAAAAUGAAUAACAGGCAAAAAAAGACAAAGCAAAGCCAUAUUGUACUUAAGCAAUAAGGUACGAGAGGCUGUACACUCUAAAAAAUGUCACUGUAAAUUAACGGUAUUUUACUGGCAAUAAGGACGCCAGGAAUUUACCGUUAUUUUAUGGUAUAAUACCGUAAAUGUUUUUUACGCUAUGUUAACAUAAAAUGGAUUACUGUAUGUUACCGUAAACUUGAACGAACUUUACUGUGAAUUAACUGCAAUUUACUGGCAGUCGACACUAGUAACUUACUGUUUUAUUUACAGUGCCCUACUGUAAUUUACGGUAUGUUGUCGUAUAUUGCAUUACAAAUUAACCACAAUCCGUUGUGUAUCGCAUUUCAGUAGCCUAGUGAAAAUAGUCCCCGUACGUUUGGCUGUUGCUCUGCAACAGAGAAACUUCACGUUUGUUAGCCUAUAAAGUUUGUUGAUGAUCAGCGAGGAGAUAGACAUUCAUUUGUGCGUCGUCUGAAAACAUCCCAGGUCUCCUUGCAAGAUGUCGCACCAUCUCAUUCAUUCACGUGACGUCCACCUGAAUUGUCCUCUUUACCUAAAACGAGUCCUAAAGCGGUUGCAAAAGUUCGCAUUCCCUGACAUUGAUCAUUUGCGUCGUUUCUGGUCUUUUUUCGGCGAUCGAGCUAAAAACUGAAAUGAAAAACGGUCGCGCUGCUGCACGUCCCUGAGCUUCUUUAAAUUUUGUAAAUGAAAUAAAUAAAUGUUGUGCAUAAUAAUAAAGAGUGAGAUAAUCUAUACGAAGCUGA